AUGGGGAAGGUCCUUGUCUUUCUGCUGGUUGCCCUCACAGUGGCCUAUGCGGUGCCUGACCCUCGGGGAAUCAUUAUCCACCUGGAAGACGGCGAGCUCUGCCUGAACAGCCUUCAAUGCAAGAGCAAGUGUUGCCACCGUGACACGGGGCUGAGCCUGGCCCGCUGCGCACCCAAGGCCAGUGAGAACAGCGAGUGCUCUGCCAAGACACUCUAUGGGGUUUACUACAAGUGUCCCUGUGAGCGGGGCCUGACCUGUGAGGUUGACAAGACCAUCGUGGGCUCCAUCACCAAUACCAACUUUGGCUUCUGCCACGAUGCUGGACGCUCCCGGAAGUAA
Prionailurus viverrinus (fishing cat) is the source of this 339-nucleotide messenger RNA. It is a transcript of the gene CLPS, whose product is annotated as colipase. Bases 1 to 339 code for a protein of 112 amino acids. The record is from RefSeq and is a predicted model, not a curated record. Gene Ontology annotation, biological process: response to food; positive regulation of catalytic activity; digestion. Gene Ontology annotation, molecular function: lipase binding; enzyme activator activity. Lineage: Eukaryota; Metazoa; Chordata; Mammalia; Carnivora; Felidae. The transcript has 3 exons. Gene Ontology annotation, cellular component: extracellular region.